This is a messenger RNA of Thermothielavioides terrestris NRRL 8126, 554 nucleotides long. RefSeq lists its product as uncharacterized. Bases 240 to 449 code for a protein of 69 amino acids. The transcript has a single exon. Lineage: Eukaryota; Fungi; Ascomycota; Sordariomycetes; Sordariales; Chaetomiaceae. The record is from RefSeq and is a predicted model, not a curated record.
UUAAUGAAGAUCCUCAGGGGACUGUCUUAGUUUGUGCCAAGGCCCGUCCUUUUUUUUCUCCGGCCACAAUAUAUAUAGUCGCAUAUCUCUGCUUGACGGAGGUUCAUGACCGUCAUGAAUUUGAUGUUGUUUUGUUACAGUUCGGCUCGCGGCCUGGGCAACAUCGCAAACUCGUCACAGCCAUGGUCUGCACCCACGCCUGCAAACAACUCUCAAGUACCGGACGGGAAAACAACCCAAUGGGAUGGCCAGUGUCCUGUCCAAAUCGAGGACCAGCGCGAUUCCUCCUCCUGCUUCUCACUCGCCUUCAAACCUGGCCCCUAUGCUUCCCCUGCUUCAUAAUCGGACACAGCUCAACCGCGAGCCGCAUGGCCAUCAUGUCGCACCACCUCGACGAUCUUGAAAAGUCCCCAGAGACGGAACGACAUCGUCCAGGGCCGUAUCUUUGACCAAUGCUGACCAACCGUCACCUCAAGAGAGAAAGAAGCCCAGGACGACCAGCAUGCCUCUAUGUAAGUAACAAACUGCGCCCAGGAUUCUGCCUGAGCUCGGUU